Molecule: messenger RNA, 1456 nt
Organism: Galeopterus variegatus (Sunda flying lemur)
Lineage: Eukaryota; Metazoa; Chordata; Mammalia; Dermoptera; Cynocephalidae
Gene: ADM
Product: adrenomedullin
Exons: 4
Coding region: 142-708 (188 amino acids)
Biological process (GO): adrenomedullin receptor signaling pathway; regulation of systemic arterial blood pressure; adenylate cyclase-activating G protein-coupled receptor signaling pathway
Cellular component (GO): extracellular region
Molecular function (GO): adrenomedullin receptor binding; hormone activity
Source: RefSeq, a predicted model, not a curated record
AUCUUUGCCACCUCUGAGUUAUCGCCGCAGCUGAACUCAGACUUUGGGGUUUUGCUACUGCCAGAGGGACGUACAGAAGUACUUUCUCCUCCAACUACUUGACAGAUCGCCUAUCAGCAGGAUCUGCGCAUCGCCGCCGGGAUGAAGCUGGUUUCCGUCGCCCUGAUGUACCUGGGCUCACUCGCCUUUCUAGGUGCAGACACCGCGCGGCUCGACGUGGCGUCGGAGUUCCGAAAAAAAUGGAGUAAGUGGGCUCUAAGUCGCGAGAAGAGGGAUCUUCUGGCGCCCACCAACUACCCCACCGGGCUCGCCGACGUGAAGGCUGGGCCGACCCAGACUCUCAUUCGGCCCCAAGACAUGGAGGGUGCCUCUCACAGCCCCGAGGCCAGCAGUCCGGACGCCGCCCGCAUCCGAGUCAAGCGCUACCGCCAGAGCAUGAACAACUUCCAGGGCCUGCGGAGCUUCGGUUGCCGCUUCGGGACUUGCACGGUGCAGAAGCUGGCGCACCAGAUCUAUCAGUUCACAGACAAGGACAAGGAUGGUGCCGCCCCCAGGAGCAAGAUCAGCCCCCAGGGCUACGGCCGCCGGCGCAGGCGCUCCCUGCCGGAGGCCGACCCAGGCCGGACUCUGGGGUCUCACGAGCCACAGGCACCCGAGGCUCCGUCCUCCCGUGUGCACAGAGUGCUCGCCACCCUUUUUAGGAUUUAGGCGCCAGUGGCAGCAGCGAACAGUCGCGCAAGCAUCCCGCUGGCGCCUCCCGGGGCGGAGGGCUUUUGGAGCCAUAUGGACACUGGGCUGUCACAGCCCUGCAGAGAACCCGAGGGCACGGUCCAGCGGCGAGCCCUGGUUUUGCAGGGGCCUCACCUCCUCCUCGGGGCAGCGCUUUCUUUGCUCUGAUCAGUCCCGGGUGCCCCAGGGGGAAUCCGAGGGAAUCUCUGCCAGGCAGAAAGGAAAGGUGAAACUGAGAAUUAAGUGUUGAGACCCCCGGGUCAGGAGUCUAAGCCACUGCCGUGCCCGCCCACGAACUGAUUUCUCACGGGUGUCACCCCACCAGGGCGCAAGCCUCACUAUUACUUGAACUUUCCAAAACCUAGAGAGGAGAAGUGCAAUGCGUGUUGUACAUACAGAGGUAACUAUCAAUAUUUAAGUUUGUUGCUGUCAAGAUUUUUUUUUGUAACUUCAAAUACAGAGAUAUUUUUGUACGUUAUAUAUUGUAUUAAGGGCAUUUUAAAGCAAUUGUAUUGUCCCCCUCCCCCUAUUUUAAGACGUGAAUGUCUCAGCGAGGUGUAACAUUGUGGUUUGCAGCGUGGAACGUGAGAGUGUGUGUGCCUGAACGAUAGAGAGAGACUGAUUACCUCCCGCGGAAGAAGGAAACACCAUGUCUCUGUAUAAUCUAUCUACAUAAAAUGAGUGAUAUACCAACAGCAAACCAAUAAACUCUCUCGAUGCUGAUUCA